Molecule: messenger RNA, 1563 nt
Organism: Danaus plexippus (monarch butterfly)
Lineage: Eukaryota; Metazoa; Arthropoda; Insecta; Lepidoptera; Nymphalidae
Product: zinc finger protein 708-like
Exons: 3
Coding region: 238-1473 (411 amino acids)
Biological process (GO): regulation of transcription by RNA polymerase II
Cellular component (GO): nucleus
Molecular function (GO): RNA polymerase II transcription regulatory region sequence-specific DNA binding; DNA-binding transcription factor activity, RNA polymerase II-specific
Source: RefSeq, a predicted model, not a curated record
UUCGCAAAGUCGAAGCUCAUGUAGUAGGUCAAUUUAUCAUUCUAUAUUUUCUAAUUGAAUAUUUAUCGUACCACUUGCACUUUACGUUGUUAACAGUUAUACCUUAAUAUUUUCUAAACUCAAAAUAUAUUUGGCACUAAAAAAAAUAUUCAGUCUUUAUAUUAAACCUCCUUCGUAAGACCUUCAAAUGAUAUUUUUAUGUUAAGUUGACAUUUAUAUGUAAAGACAGUUGAAAAGAUGUCAGCAUCUAAAUUGGUUGUUCAAAGAUAUGAAAAUGAUAAUGAUUUUCAAACUUUGCACAUAGUUAUUGGACAAAAUGACGAUUCGUCGGGCACAAUUUAUGGGAUUUGGAGAGAUGGUAAAGAUGAUGUUAAAAAAAAGGACAAAGAUAAAUCGCGCUUGGUAGUGAAAAUAGUUACGGAGGAAAACACGAGUGAUCUUAAUCUAGACUUCUGUUCGCAUAAAAUCAACAACGUCGGCCAAUGCGUCUUUGAUACUCCUAAAAAUAUUACAAUGGUAAUCGGCAAUGAUGUAAGAGAAGGCUUAAAAAAGAAAUCAAACAUUUUUACCGAAUUAACACCGUUACCCUACAAAUAUCCGAUGAGUGAAAAUAAAAACAUUCAGAACACAAAACCGGACAGUUUUACUCUAGGGAGUGAAGAAACAGAUGUCAUAAGUCCACUUGAAUAUAGUCUAGAAAAGGUGAAAGAAAAUAACGCUCGAAUAAUGGAAAACAUUCAUAUGCUAAAUAGAGCUUUGAAUUACACUAAAAAGAAAGAGAUAUCAGAUACAAUAAACCCAAAAUCGAUGAGGUCUUAUCCCUGCGAUGAAUGUGGUAAAUGUUUUGUGUACGAAACAGGAUUACGAAGACAUUACUCUGUGCGACACAUCAGCACAGACUCCCAGCCACGAUGGCAAUUUGUGUGGACAUGUACUGAAUGUUUUCAAGUAUGGCCCAGACAAGACAUAGCUUAUAAGCACGCAAAUAAAUGCUGUAAAACUGAAAACAAUGAUUGUGUUAGAGAAAUAAAGACUUCAUCGCUUUUGCAAUGCGAAUUUUGCGAAAAGGUAUUCACAAGCAUACCCAGAAUUUUAAGACAUUCUAAAAUGCAUACGGUGACGAACAACUAUGAAUGCAACGCUUGCGACAUUGCAUUCUCUUGUUACAAGACCGCUGAGCAGCAUUGGUUGAUAUGUCCGUGGUUGAAAAUGUGCUACCAGUUCUCAUUGCCAAAAAUGUUGUUAUGUAAUGCAUGUGAUCGAAAAUUCAGAAAUUACAACCAGCUUUACAAUCACAGGUAUAAGUCAAGUCAUUUCAUACCCAAGAUAUCAGAAGAAAGUGACUGCACUCUACCCACACUAGUAUAUCAAUGUGAAAUUUGUGGUCAAUGGUUCAAUACUACAAUUCAACUAGAGACUCAUAGAAACCAGUGCCACCCGCACUACGAUAAUGGAAUUAUUUCAUUGUAUUGAUAACUACAAUGGAGGAAUGAAGCUUGUUAUUUACAUAGGGGUAUGGAUUGCGAAGUACAACAUCAUUUUAUAAUAAAUCAAUUUAAAAAA